This is a messenger RNA of Cuscuta epithymum, 474 nucleotides long. The record is from the annotation of a GenBank genome assembly. NCBI's taxonomy places the organism in Eukaryota, Viridiplantae, Streptophyta, Magnoliopsida, Solanales, Convolvulaceae.
GAGACAUUGGCUGAGGCAUGGAAGAGAUUCAAAGUGCUAAGAAGAGCUUGCCCUCAAGGCAAGAUGACUGAUAGUGAGAUUCUAUCUUGUUUCUACAGCGGAAUCAACAAUGAAGGGAAGAUGAUGCUUGAUGCUUCGGGUGGAGGAGCUUUUCCUCAGUUGCCAUCUGAGGUGGCAGAAGAACUAGUGGAGAAGAUAGUUUCUAAUAAUGCUUCAUGGUAUGGCUCUCGGGACACACCUCAUCAGAAGGCCCCGGGCUUGUACGAGAUCAAUGAUAAUUCUGCCCUUUCUGCGAGGGUAGAUACUUUGACCAGCAUGAUUCAGAAGCUUGCUACCAUUGUGGAGGAUAAUCAAAAGAAGACAAAUCUUGCUCUCUCGGUGCCCAGUGUUAAUAUGGUAGCCCCCGUUCCUAUUAGUCCCUCUUGUACUAUGUGUGGGGGACUCCAUUCGCCACAUGAAUGCACUAUGUUGGCA